AUGGCUCGGGAACGACUGGGUCCAGCACAGCAACAACGGGGUCCACGUCAGGAGCAUCCGGAUCCACUGCCUCUUCUCUCACAGCACGACCAGCACUUGCAGCAGUGGCAGCGGCACUUAGACAGAGCCGUUUUCACUCCGCUCACUGACCCCACGCAACCGCUUGCUGUGCUAAGUAAAACACUUCAAAGUUCUCCGAAAGUUCCGCUGCUGGUGGCGGUGGAUGGGCACGUGCCAGACGCAGUGGCGGGAGGGGCGUGGGAGCAGGCGGGGGGAAGGAUGGUGCGCGUGACGUGGCGGAAAGCAGAAGGAAGGGAAGCGGGGAAGGGGGGGGAGAUGGAAGGGCGGGGAGGGGAUCAGGGAGAGGGGGGAGAGGGUAGGGAUAGGGAAGGGGUUCAGGCAGGGGAUGGGGAUACAGGGGAUGUUAGCCAGAGGGAGAAGGAGAGCGUUGGAGCAGGGGAAGAGAGAAGGGUGGAAGGGGGAGGCAUGAGGAGGCGGUUAGGGGCCUUGAAGAAGCGGAAGUGGAACGUCAGUCUAGUGAAGGCGGUGGGGACGAGCAAGGGAAAACCAAUACAGAGGCAGGAGCAGGAGCAGGAGGAGAAGCAGCAGCAGGAGCAGGAGGAGAAGCAGCAGCAGGAGCAGGAGGAGAAGCAGCAGCAGGAGCAGCGGCAGCAGGAGCAGCAGCAGCAGGAGGAGCACCAGCAGCAGCAGCAGGGGGAGGAUCAUUAUCAGCAGCAGCAGCAGGAGCAACAACAGCAGCUGCAACAGUUGGUUGAGGAGGCGCGAUGGAGGGAAGGGGUGAAGGCGAAGGCUGUGUCGUGCCUGGCAAUGCUGCAGCAGCAUGAGACGAUGCAGGGCAGACUGGCUCAAGCUCACCAGCAAUACCAUCAGUCGCUGCUCCACCCAUCCUCCACUCCCUACUCCUCCUCCUCCUCCUCCUCCUCCUCCACCUCUGCAUCCCCAUCGUCCUCUUCUCCCUCACUCGCCUCCCCAUUGCACCCCUUGAGGGCUGUCAUGGCUUCUAUAAGAGCCGACCUGCGGCGGUUGCAGCAGCAGCUGCAGGCGCAGUGCAGAGUUGAUCCGAGGGAUUUACCGCUGAGAAUGGAGGAGCGGAGCAAGCUGAUGAGAGAGGCGGGAUGUGGGAGCAAGGUACUGGGGGAGGGAGGCGUGGGAAGAGGGUUAGGUGGUGGGGGAGGAGGAGUAAGAGAAGGAGGAGGGGAAGGGGAUGAAGGAAGGCAAGAGGAGGGAAGUAAGGAGGAACGUAAGGAGGGAAGGCAGGGGGAGGGCAAGGAGCGGGCAAGCGAGAGAAGCUCGUGGUGGUGCAGUGGGCAGGAGACCGGCAGGGCAGCUCGCACCUGCAUGGGGCUGAGAGCCCCUUCCCCUCUUGCACGACUCUCCCCACACCUCUUCCCCUCCUCCCCCCCCGCUGUCUCCUUCCUCCUGCAGUAUUUUCGCCAGCCUGGCAUGAUUGCGGACCUGCUCGCCCGCCCCCAUAACUGCACCUGGGUUCCGAGGGCUGGGGGAAAGGAGAAGGGGAGGAGAAAAGGGGAGGUGGGUGGAGUAAAGGGUGCUGGGAAGGGGGAGUUUGGGCGAGGAGGGAAUGUUAGGGUGGUAGAGAUGUUGGUGCAUGCGGAUAGUCCUGAGGAGUGGAAGGAGUGGAGGGAGUACUGGUGUGGGAGGAAGCCGCUCACCAACCCUGCCGACCCUUCUGCCCCUGCCGGUGCUGCCGGUGCUCUUUCCACUGCCAUUGCAAGAAGAAACAGCAACAGCAGUGCAAGCAGCAGCAGCAGCAGCAGCAGCAGCAGCAGCCGCAGCAGCAGCAGGGAGUGUCCAGGCAACCCCUACUUCCACCUGCAAGUCACCUUCGACCACAACGCCCAUGAGAUCCGCGGCUUCAACACCCACGCCAAAACAGCCCGCGGUAACGUGGUAACCCUGUUACAGGACGACGACCUGCUGCCGUGGGACUGCAGCUGGCUUUGGCGCAUCACCCAUGAGAUGGACGCACGCCCGCUAGUCGCCGCUGUGGGCUAUAGGACCGGGAAAAUUGAUGUGGAUGGGAGCAACUGGGGUGCGCCCCUGACCUGGUACAGGUUCGGGGGAUGGCUGUGGACCCACCCGUCCUACGACCCCCGAACCAGCCUACGGGGUUUUUUCGCGGGUGUGGUGGAUUUUGCUCCGUUUGUGAUGCGGCGGGAUGUGUUUUUGGCGCUAGGGGGGCUUGAUGAGGGGCUGUCGGCGCGGGGGGAGUGCGGGAUUAUCACCGAUUGGCAUUUUACUUAUCGGAUCUGGUUUGCUGGUUACCAGGUUAUGAAUUUAGCGUGGGAUCCUCCGGAGAGUGGGAUUGGGAGGGGAGUGGAAGGCGGCACACAUGCGGGCGUGAGAUUGAGCCUACGGCACCUGCAUUUUCUGAUCAAUGAUGGGCAGAUGAGAAGGCACCAGGUAGAGGUGCUGAAUGCGUGGCAGCAGAGGGAGGUGAAGAGGGUGAAUGUAAUGUUUCGGACAUUGGAUGUGUGGGAGUGA
Molecule: messenger RNA, 2523 nt
Organism: Closterium sp. NIES-65
Lineage: Eukaryota; Viridiplantae; Streptophyta; Zygnematophyceae; Desmidiales; Closteriaceae
Source: the annotation of a GenBank genome assembly